AUGAGCAUAGGCAAUACAAUAAACGAAGAACCAUCUUUUAAAUAUUUCGAGGACAAGAAAUUAUCCAUUGUAUGUGCACCAUUUUGUGGCGGUCAAGGUAAAGGAGGUGUCGAGAAAGGCCCUAGAUAUUUCUUAAAAAAUGGGUUAGAAAAUGAUUUAAAAGAUCUUGGUUGGAAUACUAAAGUUGAAAUGCCAAUUGAUGAGAUGGAAAUUAUGGAAAAAUUGAAAGUACAUACUGGUACCGAUUUCUAUAAGAAUGCAAAGAGACCAAAUUUAGUUGGUGAAGUCAGUAAGAAAAUUCAUGAUAGUGUCAAAGAUGUUCUUUCUGAGGAUCGCUUCCCUUUAACCUUAGGUGGUGAUCAUUCUAUUGCAAUUGGUACUGUAUCUGCCGUUCUAGAAAAAUACCCUGAUGCUGGUUUAUUAUGGAUCGAUGCUCAUGCAGAUAUUAAUACGUUAGAAAGUACAGAUUCUGGUAAUUUACAUGGCUGUCCUGUAUCAUUUUUGAUGGGAUUGAAUAAACCAGAAGAUACACCGGAUGCAUUGAAAUGGUGUCCAGGUAAUUUGAAACCAAAUAAGAUAGCCUACAUAGGUUUAAGAGAUGUUGAUUCAGCUGAAAAGAAAAUUAUUAAAGAUCUUGGCAUCACAGCAUUUUCGAUGUAUCAUGUGGAUAAAUAUGGUAUUAACAAGGUAAUUGAAAUGGCUUUGGAUGCAAUUCAUCCAAAUGGUAGCGGUCCAGUUAUGUGUUCUUAUGAUGUGGAUGCUGUUGAUCCCCUUUUUGUACCAGCUACUGGUACUCCUGUUAGAGGUGGAUUAACUUUAAGAGAAAGUUUAUUUUUAGUUGAAAGAUUAGCAGAAACAGGUGAUCUAGUAGGAUUAGAUAUUGUGGAAUGCAAUCCAAAUCUAGCAGUAGAUGAUAUUCAUGUCACUAAUACUAUAUCUGCAGGUUGUGCAAUUGCUAGAUGUGCUUUAGGUGAAACACUUCUAUAG
Molecule: messenger RNA, 987 nt
Organism: Maudiozyma saulgeensis
Lineage: Eukaryota; Fungi; Ascomycota; Saccharomycetes; Saccharomycetales; Saccharomycetaceae
Source: the annotation of a GenBank genome assembly